AAGAUGGGGCAUCCCUGCUGCACCAAACAGAAAGUGAAGAAAGGCUUAUGGUCUCCUGAAGAAGAUGACAAGUUAAUCAAAUUCAUAACCACACAAGGCCAUGGCCCUUGGAGUUCUGUUCCAAAGCUAGCAGGAUUACAAAGGUGUGGGAAGAGCUGCAGAUUGAGAUGGAUAAACUACUUGAGGCCAGAUCUGAAGAGGGGUUCAUUCAGUGAAGAAGAAGAGAAGACAAUCAUUGAUGUUCACAGAAUUGUAGGCAACAAAUGGGCUCAAAUAGCCAAACACUUGCCUGGCAGAACAGACAAUGAAGUCAAGAACUUUUGGAACUCUUGUGUUAAGAAGAAACUUAUCUCACAAGGGUUAGAUCCCAAAACUCACAAUCUCCUCUCCCUCAAUAAUAACAUUAAUACUAAAACUAGUAGUAGUCCAUGCAAUUAUAAUAUCUCAAUCUAUUCCUUUCUAAAUAACUCUCAAAUGAAAUACUAUCCUCCUAUGAGCAUCAAACCUCCUCUUAAUCAUUCUAGUUUCAAUCAAGACCAUAUUAAUGUUCUUGAGAGUAGUGAUUAUACCCAAUUACAACAAAACCCACAAGCUAAUUUGCUUCAUCCAUCUGGGUUUGGGAGUUUCAUAGAUGAUAGCUGCAUUUGGACUGGUGGCUUAUUUGAUGGAGAUGUGGAGAAAAAACAAGAACAAGAGAAGGCAGCUUGUGAAGUACUAGAAAUGAAGAAGAAGGCCAAUAGUGUUGAUGAUCAUCAGUUGAGCAUUACUAGUGCUGGAGUUGAAUGUUCAAGUGGUACUACUUUUGGUUUUGGUUUUGAUUUUGAAAUGUGUGAUAUUGAAAAUGAUCCCAUUGAUCAUCAGCUUGCAUGGGAUGGUAAUUACAAUUAUUAUAUUUAGUUUUAUGCAUGUAUAUAUUCCCCAUGUAUUAUUGUAAUAAUUAGAAAUAUAUUUUCAUGCUUGAAAUAAUGAAAUUGGAGUUUUUUAGA
This is a messenger RNA of Tripterygium wilfordii, 986 nucleotides long. RefSeq names its product transcription repressor MYB6-like. The transcript is spliced from 2 exons. Bases 4 to 897 code for a protein of 297 amino acids. NCBI's taxonomy places the organism in Eukaryota, Viridiplantae, Streptophyta, Magnoliopsida, Celastrales, Celastraceae. The record is from RefSeq and is a predicted model, not a curated record.